Molecule: messenger RNA, 3800 nt
Organism: Hyalella azteca
Lineage: Eukaryota; Metazoa; Arthropoda; Malacostraca; Amphipoda; Hyalellidae
Gene: Acat2
Product: acetyl-CoA acetyltransferase, cytosolic
Exons: 8
Coding region: 62-1246 (394 amino acids)
Biological process (GO): fatty acid beta-oxidation
Molecular function (GO): acetyl-CoA C-acetyltransferase activity
Source: RefSeq, a predicted model, not a curated record
AGGUGAAGUUUUAGGACAUUGUUUUUGUUUUUGGGUUUCAGAUUUUUAGUUUCUUGUCAGAAUGAGUGAUAAGGUUGUUAUUCUUUCUGCUGUUAGGACUCCUAUUGGAAGCUUCAAUGGCUCACUAUCAACUGUACCUGCACAUAAGCUUGGAGCGGCCGUCAUGAAGGAGGCCAUCAGCCGCGCUGGUGUAACGCCUGACAGCGUGUCAGAGGUCAUCAUGGGGCAGGUCCUAACUGCUGGCUGUGGCCAAAACCCUGCCCGUCAGGCAGCAAUGGAUGCUGGCGUUCCCUUCCCAGCACCUGCCACCUGCAUCAACAUGCUUUGUGGGUCAGGACUAAGGUCUGUGGUGCUUGGGUACCAGUCACUGCGCUGUGGAGAUGCGUCAGUGGUGGUGUGCGGUGGACAGGAGAGCAUGAGUCAGGCUCCUCAUGCUUUGCUCCUCAGGUCUGGUGUCAAGAUGGGCAAUGCUACCAUGAUCGACACCAUGAACCAUGAUGGACUCACUGAUGCCUUCCUCGACUACCACAUGGGAGUCACUGCCGAAAACGUAGCAAAGCGUUGGGGCAUCAGUCGCGAUCAGCAAGACAAGUAUGCGUGUGAGAGCCAACGGCGCGCCAGUCAUGCUCAGCGCUCAGGGCAUUUCUCUGCUGAGCUCAUCCCUGUACCUGUACCCAGCCGACGUGGGGGCGAUGAUAUGCUCGUCAUGGCCGAUGAAUAUCCUCGCCCAAACACUACCAUGGAAACUCUCACUAAACUUAAACCUUGCUUCGUCACUGACGGCACUGGCACUGUGACGGCAGGCAACUCGAGUGGUGUUAAUGACGGUGCGGCGUGCCUGGUGUUGACCACCGCAGACAAGGCCACCACCGCGCCCCUGGCCACCAUCCGCAGCUGGGCGCAGGCUGGCAUCGAACCUGCCUACAUGGGCGUGGGCCCUGUACCUGCUAUUCGAGAAGCUCUGAACAAGGCUGGUUGGUCAGUAGAAGACGUCGAGUUGUGGGAGCUGAACGAAGCGUUUGCAGCGCAGUCGGUGGCUGUCACGCAAAUGCUUGAUGUUGAUUCUGCCAUCGUGAACGUCAGCGGCGGCGCUAUAGCUCUGGGCCAUCCUAUCGGCUCCUCUGGGAGCCGCGUGCUGGUGACUUUGCUGCACGGGCUCAAGAGGCUGGAGAAGAGGAAGGGCGUUGCGGCGCUGUGCGUGGGUGGCGGCAUGGGCAUCGCCAUCUGUGUGGAGAGGGAGGUGUAGUCUGAGCACUUGAUCUACUGACGGUAAAUCCCUUAACCAAGAUUUAGGUACGAAUAUCAUUUGUGACGGUUGAUGCAUCUGUACACAGUGUUAUUAAAUGGCAGCUGAAAGAGCUUGUUGCACGCGAAUAUGUCUCCAAUGGCUUUUCUGGUCUCAGCAUGCACCAGCGAUUUACAGAUCUUCGUUAUUCAGUAUAAGUUCUAUUCCACUUUAAAUUCAGAAAACGACUUGGUCUAUGCAAGUCUGGCAUUUCAAUUUAUCUUGGGGUUUUCUGUGCGAUGAUGAUCUGGUCCGCUAGGAAACCGUGUUGCUUCUUCCGUCUUUGUUUUGUGGUCACAUUUACUUGCCGCCUCGCAAAUUUUCAGAUUUGAGUGUCUUUUAUUUGGCUGUAAUCACACUAUCUCGGCAGUUGCACAAAAAUUGUUGGCCUGCUUUGCUACUAAGACGGUAUUCUUCUAUUGUGUCUUCCUUGAAUACGUGCCGGGUAGCACGUAUAUAUCGGAGAGCCUGGAGGAUUUUAUAUUCAUUUCCUCAAACUAUCUUUCAUCUAAGUGCCUUUAUUAUUCUCUAAGAAUUUUAAAGUGAGUUCUUCACGAGUCUGUUAGAUCAUUCAUAGCAAUUGACGCUGGAAUGCCAUAUAAGUGUUACGUUGGUGCAAUAACAAUUACUCGAUGAGUAAUGUUUAUUUUGUGAUCAGAAUUUAUUUGUCAAAUUUUUUACAUUGAAUUAUGUCCAUAAAUUGGCUUCAAUUUUUUUUAGUAGAUGAAAUCCUCAUAUCUUGUUUCAUCACUCUAAAGUCUAAUCAACACUGAAAAUAGAGAACGAUCAUUCAUGCGAGAAUACGGACCUAAACUCGGAAUUGUCAGGUAUUUAUUGUUAUAUUUACUUGAGAUAAAAAAAGACGAGUUAUUCUUAAAUUAUGUCCUCGAAAAAAGUUGCAAUUUUAUGGUUACAAUUUAUAUUUGUCAGUUUUUAUGAGCUCAUGAAUAACUAUAUGAUCUGAUAAAGCUUUUAAGAUGUUGUUACAGAAAUUUCAUACAUUUGCUUGAUCUUAGACCUAUAAUAUUCGUAAGCAAAAACAAUGAUGUGUUGUAAAUGUCUAGCUAAAAUUUUAUUCCUUGUGUGCCGUGUUGUAAAUGUCUAGCUAAAAUUUUAUUCCUUGUGUGCCUUAUAUACGUACUAGCUGCAGUUGCCUGAUUGAAUUCGACCAUUUAUAAACUAGAAUGUAACGCUGUGUACCUUCCUUGCUUGUGUUUGGCAGCUACUGUAUUAACGAGUGUUUUCUCAUAUAAUAGGUUUUGAACAAAUUACAAAUUUGAAUAUUUAUGGUUUAACACAAACAACGCAAGGUACCAAAGCAAGAGGAAAAUCGAUUGUUAGUGUCCCACUUUUUAAUCCCAACAUUCCGAGUCAAGUGUUGUGCGAUUUCUUUAAAUAAUGUUUGUACCUAUGUCCGCAAUCCUUCUUACCUUCAGCUACUUCUGUUGGCAGGUCCUGAUUGAUUUACUUGUUAAAGCAUUUCAAUUAAUCUGUAUUCUUCCAUGAGAGUGUUUUAUCAAUGUUUUUAUGCACUUUUUUGUUGCUGUAUUUAUAGCUGAAUUAUAUAUAGCCGAAAAGGAUGAUUAGGCCUAAAGAUGAAGACAUAUCGGUGUAAAGAAAACUCUAGGUCUAGGAUGAUCACGAUUUCAUAUAACUAUUAUCCAAGAAAUGCCAAAAUACCUAUUCCAUCUGAAAUAGCGUGAUUGUGUCGAUUCUGAGCUUGAGACGUUCGAGUGCGUAAAAAACCGUUAAUCGUGGUCGAUAUACAAGAUCUCCAAGUUGAUUCGAAUUUCACAGGGAAAGAUCCGCAUUGAUAUCAAUGGCUUAAGUGGAGAUAUCAUUGAUUCCCUGAGGUUCUCUAUUAAAUACAUGGAAAUCAGUCGAGUUCCAUGGAAGAUAUUUAUAAGUUGAAUUUCUUUGACCAUUGGCAUCUCUGGUUGUCACAUUAUGACCUUGUUCGCGCAAUAUUUGUUUAAGCUAUGUAGUUCCUCUUAUCCAUCCAAUGUUAUGUUAUCGCUACUUGCUGAAUUAACCUAGGAUGUACUUUACGAUUACAGUAUUAAUAGGGUUAAAGCUUUCGGUGUCUAGCGCCAAUGACGCUGUAACCCUGGGCCCAGUAUUUUCUGUCACGAGUGUACUGUUGAUUUAACCUGCAAUAUUAAAGAUAAUAAACUUUUGCAAUAUAAUGGUCGUAAUGGUAGAGGUGGCAUUUAUAUCAUUCUGUAGUAUUAAGUUAAUUAUUGUUUACUCGACUAGUUGGAAUAUGUUUUUGGAUUGAAUUAGGGUGAGCCUGGUAUAACACACCGAGAAGGUGAGUUUGUUCCAUUAGUAGUGUAAGUGGUUUCAGGGCCAUUACGAUUGAGGUUUCAUCUGACGCUAUUAUUAUCACUGGCUAUCUUAAGUUAAUGGAACUUAGAGAUGCAAGUAGUGGGAGCUGCACGCUGUUUGACGGAUAUACUUUUUAGUCUUUUUAUAAGUUUGUAUCGUUGGUAUAUUAAAUAACUCCUUUGCCAAA